CAGAGUCGCCAACGGCGUCUCUAGGAAGCGGUCGCGCUGCGCGCGCAUCUCAUUGGUUCUGGAGAAGAUGGCGGCGCCGGAGCCGAGGCGUUAAGCGGGAGUGCUAUUGCGCAUUCCGCCCAAGCUCGGGGCACGGGCCGGGCAGGAGCCUGGACAUCCUCGGGAGUCACCAUGGACCUGGCUUACAUCUGCGAGUGGGAGAAGUGGCCCAAGACCACCCACUGCCCGUCCGUGCCCCUGGUCUGUGCCUGGUCCUGCCGUAACCUCAUUGCCUUCACUACAGACCUCCGGAACGAUGAUCAGGACCUGACCCGCCGGAUCCACAUCCUGGACACGGAGCACCCCUGGGAUGUGCACUCCAUUCCCUCAGAGCACCGCGAGACCGUCACCUGUCUUGAGUGGGACCAGUCAGGCUCCCGGCUCCUGUCAGCCGACGCCGACGGGCAGAUUAAGUGCUGGAGCAUGGCCGACCACCUCGCCAACAGCUGGGAGAGCCCCGCGGGCAGCCUGGUGGAGGGGGACCCCAUCGUGGCCCUGUCCUGGCUGCACAACGGGGUGAAGCUGGCUUUGCACGUGGAGAAGUCGGGCGCCUCCAGCUUCGGGGAGAAGUUCUCCCGCGUCAAGUUCUCGCCCUCCCUCACGCUGUUUGGCGGGAAGCCCAUGGAGGGCUGGAUUGCGGUGACGGUCAGUGGGCUGGUCACCGUGUCCCUGCUGAAGCCCAGCGGGCAGGUGCUGACGUCCACCGAGAGCCUGUGCCGGCUGCGGGGCCGCGUGGCCCUGGCCGACAUCGCCUUCACGGGUGGCGGCAACAUCGUGGUGGCCACGGCGGAUGGCAGCAGCGCGUCCCCCGUGCAGUUCUACAAGGUAUGCGUGAGCGUGGUCAGCGAGAAGUGCCGCAUCGACACCGAGAUCCUGCCCUCGCUCUUCAUGCGCUGCACCACGGACCUCAACCGCAAGGACAAGUUCCCCGCCAUCACCCACCUCAAGUUCCUAGCCCGGGACAUGUCAGAGCAGGUUCUCCUGUGCGCCUCCAGUCAGACGAGCAGCAUCGUGGAGUGCUGGUCCCUGCGGAAGGAGGGGCUCCCGGUGAACAACAUCUUCCAGCAGAUCUCCCCUGUGGUUGGUGAGAAGCAGCCCAUGAUUCUCAAAUGGCGGAUCCUGUCGGCCACCAAUGACCUGGAACGCGUGUCCGCCGUGGCGCUGCCCAAGCUGCCAAUCUCGCUCACCAACACGGACCUGAAGGUGGCCAACGACACCCAGUUCUUCCCCGGCCUCGGGCUGGCCCUGGCCUUCCACGACGGCAGCGUCCACAUCGUGCACCGGCUCUCGCUGCAGUCCAUGGCCGUCUUCUACAGCUCGGCCGCCCCGCGCCCCAUGGACGAGCCCGCCCUCAAGCGCCCACGCACUACGGGGCCAGCCGUGCACUUCAAGGCCAUGCAGCUCUCCUGGACCUCCCUGGCCCUCGUGGGCAUUGACAACCAUGGCAAGCUCAGUAUGCUGCGAAUCUCGCCUUCCAUGGGCCACGCACUGGACGUGAGCCUGGCACUGCGGCACCUGCUCUUCCUGCUGGAGUACUGCAUGGUGACGGGCUACGACUGGUGGGACAUCCUGUUGCACGUGCAGCCUGGCAUGGUGCAGAGCCUGGUGGAGCGGCUGCACGAGGAGUACACGCGCCAGAACGCCGCACUGCAGCAGGUCCUGUCCACCCGCAUCCUGGCCAUGAAGGCCUCCCUGUGCAAGCUGUCGCCCUGCACGGUGACGCGCGUGUGCGACUACCACGCCAAGCUCUUCCUCAUCGCCAUCAGCUCCACGCUCAAGUCACUGCUGCGCCCGCAUUUCCUCAACACGCCCGACAAGAGCCCCGGGGACCGCCUGACCGAGAUCUGCUCCAAGAUCACGGACGUCGACAUCGACAAGGUCAUGAUCAACCUGAAGACGGAGGAGUUCGUGCUGGACAUGAACACGCUGCAGGCGCUGCAGCAGCUGCUGCAGUGGGUGGGCGACAUCGUGCUCUACCUGCUGGCCAGCUUGCCCAAUCAGGGCUCCCCGCUGCGGCCUGGUCACAGCUUCCUGCGUGACGGCACCUCGUUGGGCAUGUUGCGGGAGCUCAUGGUUGUCAUCCGCAUCUGGGGGCUCCUGAAGCCCAGCUGCCUGCCCGUGUACACGGCCACCUCUGACACUCAGGACAGCAUGUCCCUGCUCUUCCGCCUGCUCACCAAGCUCUGGAUCUGCUGCCGUGACGAGGGCCCCAGCAGCGAGCCCGAUGAAGCACUUCUGGAUGAGUGUUGCCUGUUGCCUAGCCAGCUGCUCAUCCCCAACCUGGACUGGCUGCCCGUCAGCGAUGGUCUGGUCAGCCGCCUGCAGCCCAAGCAGCCCCUGCGGCUGCAGUUUGGCCGGGCGCCUGCUCUGCCCCGCGGCGCCGCUGCCCUGCAGCUGGAAGGCCUGGUCAGGGCUCCGGGCCAGCCCAAGAUCGACCACCUGCGGCGGCUGCACCUGGGGGCUCACCCCACAGAGGAGUGCAAGGCGUGCACCAGGUGUGGCUGCGUCACCAUGCUCCACUCCCCCAACAAGGCGACGGCGGUCAAGCAAUGGGAACAGCGCUGGAUCAAGAACUGCCUGUGUGGGGGGCUGUGGCGGCGCCUGCCCCUCAGCUGCCCCUGACCCGGGCGCUGGGCGUGGCUCUGCCCCGACGCG
Molecule: messenger RNA, 2694 nt
Organism: Sorex fumeus (smoky shrew)
Lineage: Eukaryota; Metazoa; Chordata; Mammalia; Eulipotyphla; Soricidae
Gene: MED16
Product: mediator complex subunit 16
Exons: 15
Coding region: 172-2661 (829 amino acids)
Biological process (GO): positive regulation of DNA-templated transcription
Cellular component (GO): mediator complex
Molecular function (GO): protein binding
Source: RefSeq, a predicted model, not a curated record